CCCCCGCGCACGCGCAGUCCUCACGAACGAGCGCGCCAAGCGCACAGCGCCGCCUUCCGGCAGAGACCUCCCACCAGCCCUCAGCUUCUAGCACCAGAGACCGCCUCCACCACCCCAUGUGCCAAGUGGAGUUCGAGCUGGCGCGCGCGGCCCUCAAGCAGCUGAAGGGUCCCGUGAGCGAUCAGGAGAAGCUGCUGGUCUACGGCUUGUACAAACAGGCCACCCAGGGCGACUGCGACAUCCCCGCCCCUCCGGCCUCAGACGUGAAAGCCAGGGCCAAGUGGGAGGCUUGGAGCGCGAACAAAGGGACGUCCAAGAUGGACGCCAUGAGGAGCUACGCGGCCAAAGUGGAGGAGCUGACGAAGAAGGAAGUGGGGGGCAUGGAGCGCCAACAAAGGGGCGUCCAAGAGGGACGCCAUAAGGGGCUACGCGUCCAGAGCGAGGAGCUGAGGAAGGAGGAGGCUGGCUGAGGGCUCCUCGGGAAUGGAAAGGGCUUGUUAGACCUUGAUGGCUGAAAUGUCCUGAAACUGUCGCAAGCUUAGCCGAGACAUCAAUAAAUCACUUAAACUGCAUGAGAGUAACCGCUGCUGUUGGAAAGGAGAAAUUCGGUGACUGAGGGCUGGGGAGGCGUCCAAAUACACAGACUUGCUUUUUGUAUGGUUUUGGGUGCAGUUCCCGGCCCUCCUAUUACAAGAGCGUAUGUAGAUAUUUGGCCGGAGAGAGGGGGACAGUGUGCUGUGGAAAUGCCCAAGAUCUGAGGGCAGGAGACCAUUCUCCAGUGACAGCCACUUGGGAGGCUGAGGCCCCAGCCCCUAAUCUCUUCAAGGCUGAUUCACUAAUACCCCAGCACCACAGAGGGGAGAGGGACUCUGUCCUAAAGUCAAGUCCAAAAGCCCCCGCUGGAACACAGGGCCUACCGAGUUCAUGUUUUGAGGGAGACCAAGCUUUCCGUGACGAUAAUGCGGUGAAACAAUUGAUGCGUCAGAACACAGCAGUUGAGAAACAAUGGAGCAGAUGGUGUCAAAAUCCCAGCCCCAGAAAGGUUCACCUAAGGCCGGGCAACCAAAAUGUUCUCGGGACUAUUCUGUACUUAACCCUGGUUUCUGCUUAGGGGAUGUUGGUGGGACAAUAUGCAUAUGGAUGUCUAUGUGGGAUUUGUUGCAAGAGCACAACACACUCCUUGACCUAUGCAAGUGCCAGAGUGUCUGAGCCCAGCUUCUACUCCUGUUAAUUAUCAUGGGGGCCUCAAUGCACAACCAUUGUGCAUGGCAGCUGGAGUAUGGAGUGGUAAAUGGUAUCGAGAGAGGCAGGUCUACAGUGGCAUAUGGGAUUUCCUGGUACUUCUUCCUUAAUAGAAACUGUUUUCACAGAUCAUGACAUCAGGUCAGCUCCAGUUCUCGCUGGGACCAAUAAACAAUAGAAGCAACAACCAUAAAGACUUCAGAGGACAAAGGAAACCAAACCUCACUGUCUUCAAGAUCUAUUCACAUCGUUGCAGGAAGUUGCUCUAGACAAAGUACAUUACUAAAGAAUGAAGCCCACCCAGGACAUCACAGUGACGAAAGAGCUAUUUCUCAUAACUGGACCAGGCGAGAGCCACACUGUAGGACAGCAGUGCUGCCCUCUCUUCUUUGGCGAAUGUUACGAAGACAUUCUGAUGCACUUAGGAUCAUGAUUCAUGUUAAAGGUAAAUUACUAGUAAAAAUAAUACACCUUGCUCCAAAAUGUGACAAUUUAGAAGCUGUCUAUAUAGCCAGACCACUCUAAAUCACAGAACCUAGAAAAUAAAAAUGUGCCAUAAUUAGGACAGCAGAAAGUAACAGUAAGAUAGUUGUUUUUUUUUUUUUUUU
Messenger RNA from Nomascus leucogenys (northern white-cheeked gibbon), 1850 nucleotides. RefSeq names its product diazepam-binding inhibitor-like 5. Bases 117 to 470 code for a protein of 117 amino acids. Gene Ontology annotation, cellular component: mitochondrion. NCBI's taxonomy places the organism in Eukaryota, Metazoa, Chordata, Mammalia, Primates, Hylobatidae. The record is from RefSeq and is a predicted model, not a curated record. The transcript has 2 exons. Gene Ontology annotation, molecular function: fatty-acyl-CoA binding. Gene Ontology annotation, biological process: fatty acid metabolic process.